AUGGACGCCUGGUGCUUCAGGCCACAAAUUAUCUCAGGAAAGCUUCUAGCCGAGCGAGAUCGAAAGAUUUCAUCAAACCACUCAAACCACCUCCGAGCCACCCAAUCCUCCCCCAUGGCGUCUCGCAGACUAGCUUUGAACCUCUCGCAGGGCCUGCGAAGCCGUGCUGGUCUGUCGGCCGCCGGUUCUCUUCGUCGCGGCUUCGCGACUCCUUCCAGCGUCGGCAAAACUCAAACGACAACACUCAAGAACGGCCUGACCGUCGCUACUGAGCACUCGCCAUGGGCCCAGACCUCGACUGUUGGUGUCUGGAUUGACGCCGGUUCCCGCGCCGAGACUGACGAGAACAACGGCACCGCACACUUCCUCGAACAUCUGGCCUUCAAGGGCACUGCCAAGCGAUCGCAGCAGCAAUUGGAGCUCGAGAUUGAGAAUAUGGGCGGCCACCUCAACGCCUACACCUCUCGUGAGAACACCGUCUACUUUGCCAAGGCCUUCAACUCCGAUGUUCCUCAGUGCGUCGACAUCCUGUCCGAUAUUCUGCAGAACUCGAAGCUCGAGGAGUCUGCCAUCGAGCGCGAGCGUGAUGUCAUCCUUCGUGAGUCCGAGGAAGUUGAGAAGCAGGUUGAAGAGGUCGUCUUCGACCACUUGCAUGCCACUGCUUUCCAGCACCAGCCACUGGGCCGCACCAUCCUUGGCCCUCGCCAGAACAUCCGCGACAUCACCCGAACCGAGCUCACCAGCUACAUCAAGAACAACUACACCGCCGACCGUAUGGUCCUCGUCGGUGCUGGUGGCAUUCCUCACGAGCAGCUCGUUGAGUUGGCCGAGAAGCACUUCGCCGGCCUCCCCGCCAAGAGCCCUGAGAACCAGGCCUACCUUCUUUCUAAGCAGAAGGCCGACUUCAUUGGCUCAGAUGUUCGUGUCCGUGAUGAUACCAUGGGCACUGCCAACGUUGCCUUGGCUGUUGAGGGUGUUAGCUGGAGCUCUGACGACUACUUCACUGCUCUGGUCACCCAGGCUAUUGUCGGCAAUUAUGACAAGGCCAUGGGUAACGCUCCCAACCAGGGUAGCAAGCUCAGUGGUCUCGUCCACCGACACGAGCUGGCUAACAACUUCAUGAGCUUCUCCACCAGCUACAGUGAUACUGGUCUGUGGGGUAUCUAUCUGACCACCGACAACAUCACCCGCCUCGACGAUCUCGUCCACUUCACCAUGCGUGAGUGGAUGCGCCUGUGCACCAACGUCGGCGAGGCUGAGGUUGAGCGCGCCAAGGCUCAGCUUAAGGCCUCCAUACUCCUAUCACUUGACGGCACCACGGCCGUUGCCGAGGACAUUGGCCGCCAGCUCAUCACCACUGGCCGCCGCAUGAUGCCCGGGGAGAUUGAGCGCAGAAUCGAUGCCAUCACGGAGAAAGAGGUCAUGGACUUUGCCAACCGCAAGCUGUGGGACAAGGACAUUGCCAUCAGCGCCGUUGGAAACAUUGAAGCAUUGUUUGACUACCAGAGACUACGGAACACUAUGAAGCCAAAGUUUUAA
Molecule: messenger RNA, 1539 nt
Organism: Metarhizium robertsii ARSEF 23
Lineage: Eukaryota; Fungi; Ascomycota; Sordariomycetes; Hypocreales; Clavicipitaceae
Product: mitochondrial processing peptidase beta subunit
Exons: 5
Coding region: 1-1539 (512 amino acids)
Cellular component (GO): mitochondrion
Molecular function (GO): metal ion binding; metalloendopeptidase activity
Source: RefSeq, a predicted model, not a curated record